This is a messenger RNA of Ctenocephalides felis (cat flea), 947 nucleotides long. RefSeq lists its product as uncharacterized. NCBI's taxonomy places the organism in Eukaryota, Metazoa, Arthropoda, Insecta, Siphonaptera, Pulicidae. The transcript has 5 exons. The record is from RefSeq and is a predicted model, not a curated record. Bases 573 to 947 code for a protein of 124 amino acids.
AAAUUAUUAUCUUUUACACAAUAGCAAAAAUUAGUCGAAGCGUGACAUCUACGUGUAACACUUCGUCUAUGUUCGCCUAGAAAGACAUACGUCAAAUGGAGUUGUCGCAAAAAGUAAUAUAUUUAUUUAAUUAACUUAUUUCAUAGUGUUUCAAUGGUGAUUGUGUGGUUUUUAGUUAGUUUAAAUUAGUGUUGUGUGAUAUUUAAUGCAGUAUUAAGAGUGCCACCAAUCUACCGCCCAUCUGUUGCCAAAUGUCUUAUUGUGAUCUGCUUUAAAAAUUGUGCCAAAUAUAAUUCAAUGUGAUUUUAGCUGUUAUCAGAAAAAUUUGGAAAUUUGAAAAAUAAGUGUAAAUAUUAAAGCGAUUUUGGAAAAAGGCCUUCUAAGUGACAAGCGAACUAGAGUUGAGUUAUAGAGUAAAAUCCAUCACAAUUGACGAACGCGAGCAAGAGGGGCGAGCGGUCGCUCCGAGUUCGACCGCCGCUGCCACCACUGACAACGCCACGACCGCGACCGCGACAAAAGCCGAAGCCACGGCGUCCUCAACUCUGACAUCGACCUCUUCGGAAGUGUCGAUGGUCGAUGUCUUCGCUACGUCCUCCGCGGCAGCCAUCGUCACGAACGCGACGUCGGCAGUCGGCGCCGCCGGUAGAAAUUCGAGAAAGAGGCCGAGGCCGAGGAGGCAGAACACUGCACCUGCGACGAGCGAAAAUGAAACAGGAGUGUUUUCCCACCGUCGUCUUUCUGUGUCGGAUUCGAUUGACCCCCCUCGAUACACCGAAUAUUCGAGAGUGACGGCGACGGCGACAAUAGACGACGAUGACGGAAGUGACGUCAUAAGUCGAAUGUCGACCAGUGACGACAGGCAGAUGACAAGCGGACUGUCGAGUGAGGUCACGACGCCUUUUACGGACGCCACCAGUUUUGCAGGGAUUGCGCUGAGUGAAUAA